Molecule: messenger RNA, 1734 nt
Organism: Pichia membranifaciens NRRL Y-2026
Lineage: Eukaryota; Fungi; Ascomycota; Pichiomycetes; Pichiales; Pichiaceae
Exons: 2
Coding region: 1-1734 (577 amino acids)
Biological process (GO): dephosphorylation
Molecular function (GO): phosphatase activity
Source: RefSeq, a predicted model, not a curated record
AUGGAAUACCUCAAGAUCACGAAAGUAGAUGAUGUGGUGAUGUAUCGGAGGGGACAGAGGUACUCAGGGACGCUCCACCUGACCACACAUCAUAUUAUAUUUACCAUUGUCCCCGAUACGACCAGCGAGAGUAAAAGCAGACCUUCUGAGCUUUGGUUCUGUUAUCCGAUGAUCGAAAGGGUAGAUUUCAAUAGAGGAUCAGCGUUACUGUAUGAAGCAGAUACCAAAAGCAGGCAAAGAAAGCUUUGCAGAGGAGCGUCGAUUCGAAUACAGUUCCGUGACUUCAACUACAUUUCGUUUGAUUUCAGAAAUAUCCUCAAGGGAAAUGAUGUCUUCGAGAGUAUGAUGAGGUUGACAUGCAUAGAUACCAUUGACAAGCUUUACGCAUUCAUAUACCAGCCUAUCCGUAUUGAAACUGUGUUCAAUGGAUGGGAGGACUACGAUGUCAGGAGAGAGUUUGAAAGGCAGGGGUUAACAUUUGAUGCUAGCGAUGGGGAUGUUGGGGUGGAGAAAACCGUUGGAUGUAGCCAGUGGAGAAUCACCUCACUGAACAAGAAGUACGAGUUGUGCGCUUCGUAUCCAAGGGAGCUCCUAGUCCCCAAAAACAUAUCGGAUACGAUGCUCGGACACACGGUUAAAUUCAGAUCCAAGAACCGGUUUCCGGCUCUAUCCUACUACUACAAGAAGAACGGAUGCAGUAUUGUUCGGUGCUCGCAGCCGCUGGUGGGCAUCAAGCAAAACCGGUCUAUCCAGGACGAGAACUUGCUACAGGAGGUGUUUCGGACAAAUGACCUGGUGAAGGGCAAAAACUUGAUUGUCGAUGCAAGGCCGCUGACGAACGCGAUGGCGCAAGUGGCGCUGGGCGCCGGGACGGAGAUCAUGGACAACUACGGCGACAACAACCGGAAGGUUUUCUUGAACAUCGAGAACAUCCACGUGAUGCGGGACAGCUUGAACAAGGUGAAGUUGCUAUUGAGGAAUAGCGACGUGAACGGGUGCAACGUUCCGCUCAACCAGGAGGCGCUCAACAAGACCGGCUGGUUGGAGCACAUCAGCAAGCUGUUGCGGGCCACCGAGUUGUUGGUGAAGCACCUUGUGUACGAGGGUGUGCACCUGGUGGUGCACUGCUCCGACGGGUGGGACCGGACGUCGCAGGUGUGCUCGCUGGUGGAGCUGUGUGUCGACCCGUACUACCGCACAAUGGAGGGCUUCAUCGUGCUCGUGGAGAAGGAGUGGGUGUCGUUUGGACACCGCUUCAACGAGCGCUGCGGCCACAUGCAGCGCGAGAGCAAGUUCUACAACAACACGGAGGAGGGGAACUUCCAGAAGAUCCGGAACCUCAACCAGCGCUUCAAGCACCAGCAGAACAUGAAGUUCGAGAGCCCCAUUUUCCAGCAAUUUCUCGACUGCGUGUACCAGGUCCUGCUCCAGCACCCGACCAAGUUCCAGUUCAACGAGCGCUUUUUGAGGCGCCUCGUCUACCACUUGUACUCCUGCCAGUACGGCACCUUCUUGAUCGACCGCGACGCCGACAAGCAGCACCUGCGGCUUCCCGAUCGCACUAGGAGCGUGUGGGACUACUUCAACAGCCGGCGUCCCGAGUUCACCAACCCGGACUACGCUCCGCCUGCACUUCCCUCCGCCGACUACGAGGCUGACGUGCUUGACAUCGACUACGGCGCCGUCGUAUGGUGGAGCGAGGUCUUCUGUCGAGACAUGAACCGUGCCCGCUGA